AUGGCAGCUUGUAUCUCUUCUCGGCCAUUUACGGCAGAAACACCGGCAUUCGAUCGUUCUUGGGCGGACAUCAUGCCAACUGGAACUGUUGUACGACCGGCAGAUGUUGCCUCGAGACCUCACCAGAGCUUCUCUUCAUCCUCGGGCUCGAGCGCAUGUGCGGAAUCUAAUCCUUCUGACCGAUUGAACGAACGCACUUCUUGGUUUUCGGCAAAGACAGCCGUAUGGGACCCUCGGGUCUUGCUUCAGGCCAUUCAGACGCAAGACUCGGAAUAUACCCUCCGAAAGGCUGUCGAGUGGGGGACCAAGUGCAGUUCUGACCUCUCGGAAGAAGAAAAAGUCGACAACGUCCUUCGAUUCCUUGCCCAUGCAGUCGGCCUCCAGACAGCAAUUAGCACGGACAACAACAGUCUUCAGAGUAGCGUUAUUUCUGGUUAUACUACCCAUUCUCGCAACGACUCGACUUGGUCCAAUUCCGACUCGGCAUCUCUCCUCGAUUUCAGAUGUGAAACACCAGUGAUGGCGUGCCGCCCCUCGCCUACUCCGUCAAUUCGCUCGUAUUGCAUGGCAGACCGAGAUGAUGAAGACAUGUCAUCCAUCAGCGAUCCGCGCUUAUCAUCUACCACAUCGAGCGUCCCGGAUAUCACGAGCCUGCCCAGUUCGAUGUGUUACUCUGACAUGUCAGACCGAGAUAGGGCAAUGGAGGAGCUUCGAGAAGUUGUCCGUAAUGCGAUUGCGAUUGCUGAGGCUGACGACUCUGCACCCCUGGGUCUGGCCGAGCUCCAUGCUGCCGCUCGGGAGAUCACCAUGGCCCGCCGAGCGAAGGAAAGCUCCAAGUCACCACCUGGCCCAAGUCGCGUAAACUCGAAUACUCCACCUCGUUUGUCAACCCCAUCGCCCCCGAAGCAGUCUUCGAAGCCUGUGCUCAGCCUGGAUACUUCCUUGGAUUCCGCCACGUUCACCCCUCUCGUCCGGCCCACUACGUUCACCCGUGGUAUAUCGCCACAAGUGCUAGUGCAACAUGACGGUGGCUUCCAACUUCCUUCUACGCCCCGCAUGAGGCCCAACAAGCUCUAUAAACCUCGCCCACCCUCGCCCAAUGAUCCCAUUCCCCUUCAAACCUUCAAAACUAUAUCGAGCCCCAGUCCCGAUUUGAGCCCGCUAUCCCAGCCUCUGGCCUGCCCCAGCUCUCCGACCCCACUGAGUCUGGAUAACUGCCGCAGCCAAACCCCUCAUGCACCCGAAUCGCCAACUUGGACACAUGGGCUUCUCAAAAAUCCGUUCAGCCUGCGACUGGAUGUGCAUAUCAUCACCGACGCCAUUUCUGGACUGGGUAUUCGAAAACCUGCGUCGCCCCCGCAUUCGUCUCCUAAACCAUCCGCACGAACCCCGCCACCCCAUUUUUCUCCCGUACUUCAUGAUCUGAAUCCCACGGACGUCUCGUACCCCGACUCUCCUAUUGAAGAUAUCUCGGAGCUGGUUCCCGAAGCUAAACGGGUGAACAGCGGGACAUCGGAAUGGCAAUACCUACGAACUCAGAGCGGUGAUACGGACGAUACGCCCAUCCUCGCGACGCCUAUUGAUGAGUGGUACUUGCCACAAUUUACACCGAUUACGGAACAUCCCGAAGGAAAACAGAUGGAUCAUUAA
Rhizoctonia solani is the source of this 1650-nucleotide messenger RNA. RefSeq lists its product as uncharacterized. Bases 1 to 1650 code for a protein of 549 amino acids. The transcript is spliced from 3 exons. NCBI's taxonomy places the organism in Eukaryota, Fungi, Basidiomycota, Agaricomycetes, Cantharellales, Ceratobasidiaceae. The record is from RefSeq and is a predicted model, not a curated record.